Molecule: messenger RNA, 29320 nt
Organism: Podarcis lilfordi (Lilford's wall lizard)
Lineage: Eukaryota; Metazoa; Chordata; Lepidosauria; Squamata; Lacertidae
Source: the annotation of a GenBank genome assembly
UGGAAACAGAAUGACUCCUGGAUGUGUCCAGACAAGGCAUUUACUCCAGAAAAGCUAUAUAAUGUAUUCACUUGCUUCUUAGGGGGCAUCCACAUGACACUUGAGCCUUUUAAUACUGCAAAAAUGAAGUGGCAUUGGAAUGAUUUUACACAACACCAGAGAGAGUGCUGUUUUCCUUAUGCACUGCAACAUAGGUUUAAACCUGAUUUUACAGGGAAUUAGAGCAGGGGCACUUCCUGAGUUUUUUUUAAUUAAAUAAUUAGUGCAAUUUUGCUUUAACAACUGGGCAACAGACCAGGAAAGGAGACUUCCCAGAAAACAGGAAGUGCCAUUAUCUGUUGCCACACAUCCAACUGCUCCAGCCCUCUGGGAUAGUGUGAACUGCCUUGCCUCCCCAACCCUCUCUCCCUUCAGCAUCUCUGAAAAACUGCAAGAUAUCUGCGGAGGAGAGCGGGAACUCACAGGGACUUACCGAAGUCUCUCUACCUCUGGCUGGGAAAUAAACCUUUUCUCUCUCUCUUGCCCAGCCUGAGGUUCUGAAGAACCAGAAAAUCCAGGCAACCUGUACUGAGAAGUGAAGCUAGGGCAAGACUGGGGUCAAAAGAGGAAGGCAACCACAGCUGCUUUUACAGUCCAAACUUGUACCUUUUCUCGGAAGCAAGUCCCACCACAUUAUAAUAAUAAUAUAAUAAUAAUUUAUUAUUUAUACCCCUCCCAUCUGGCUGAGUUAUUUAUACCCCGCCCAUCCAGCCACUCUGGGCGGCUCCCAAUCAAAUGUUAAAAACAAUACAGCAUUAAAUAUUAAAAACUUCCCUGAACAGGGCUGCCUUCAGAUGUCUUUUGAAGAUAGGAUAGCUGCUUAUUUCCUUCACAUCUGAAGGGAGGGUGUUUCACAGGGUGGGCGCCACUACUGAGAAGGCCCUCUGUCUGGUUCCCUGUCUGGUUCCCUAAAUGAGGUUUAUUCUUAUGCAACUUUGUGGGAGUAAAGAGACUCAGCUUGUUUAUUAAUACAUGGUGGUGAGAGAAGCAACCCACUAUUCCAAUUAUGCGUAAGCUACUGAUAAGUUAGGGAAUUAAGUCAGGAGCUAUUUUUACUGCAUGAUUAGCAACCAUGCCUGUUUCUGUUUUCUAUAAUGCACACUCAGUAGGGUUCUUCCAUGUCUUAUCAGGAUCACAGCACACAGGUUUAACGCUGGGCUCCUUAGCUGUGAUCCCAAUGAAAAUCCCCUCUGUGGCAAAUAGCAUUAGGGGAGAAGCAACUCUGUCAUAUUGGCAUGUGUGAUAGGGGGCUAAGUGCUUGCCAGCAUCGUAGUAGGACCACGCCAUACAGAUGUCCAUGCUGGUCAAGUGACGACAUGCGGCAAUAUCAAAGAACAAUUACCCAGUUUAAACGCUCUGUGGGAUAUGCUUUACUUGCGUUGAGUCUGGUGGCAUGCCUCACUGAGGAUGUUCCGGGCAGGAUGAGACCAGGAACUGAAGGUGUUAAAAGUGAUAUAAUAGUGCUAUAAGCCUGUGUUUUACACCACCAUGUAUAUAAAAAGAGCACAUUGGUUCAUGCAUUUAAUGGCAAAUUAAAAUCCCAGGUGUGCAUCCAGAGGAUAAAACAGGCUGGCUGAAAGAGUACUAAUUCAUACUAAGAGUAAUUUCAGGGACCUUGUAAGCCUCCCAGAAGUAACUCAGAUUAACCAAAGAUUAACUCAUUUUAACCAACCAGUCAUAGAUGUCAAUAAUCAAAUUGUUGUUGUUGUUUUUAAACAAACCCCUUUCCCCAAUCAUUGAGCACACAUCACAUAUGGUUGUUUCCUAAGUUUGUGUUGCAGCUGAGGUGGCACUAGGUUGCAGGUUCGAUCCCCAUACGGGACAGCUACAUUUUCCUGCAUUGCAGGGGGUUGGACUUCCAGUCUACAAUUCCUAUGAUCAUGAGUUAUACCAAAACUAUACUAGCUGCCAUAGAAAUAUUUCAUAUAUUAAGUGGUGUGCAAAUUGUGUUACUAAAUACCGAAAUUAAGAGACUUUGCCCUUCACAGAGAUAUAGAAAGUGCUCUUCACAUUGACUUUUAAACUGCAAAUCCAGUCCUUCUGGGUUAAUGGGUCAAGCAGAAUGAGGGUUGCUCAGCAGUCUACAGAUAAGUUUACAAUGGUGAGAACUCCCUCGUAAACUGGGUGGAGAGCCUUUAUCCAGACCGAGGACUGAAUUUCCAUCUGGGGAAUAUUGGGUGGGAUUGGGGGGCAAAUGCCACAGGUGGGCAGGGCCAAAGUGGGCAGAACAAUGAAUGUAAAUGUUACCUUCUUUGGGUUGGCUGGUUUCCUGCACACCCCUCUCUUUCUUCUAUCCUGGCAACCAACUGGCAUUAUCAAGAGUACAAGGGCACAUUCCAGCUGGGCAAAGUUACUCAAGGGGGGAGGGAGGGACAGGGCUGCUUAAGUUGGGGCCUGGGGAAAGGGGUGUGGCUUGGAAGGUGCUGUAUUGAGGGAAGUGGCUAGUCACAGCCACUGCCCCAACUCACUUGUUUCCGCUUGGGAAGUGCAGCAGGCUCAGUCCCAACAAGCCCCACACUGGCAAGUGAGAGAGAACAAGCUUGCAGAGGCAGGGCCAGUUGCUUCUUGCCACCUCUCCAGCUGUCCUGCAAGGAAUACCUACUCAUAUUUAAGGAAAUGGAUAUACCUUAUGAUUGAAAACAGGCUCUAUAACAUAGCUGCCAACCGUCCCUUAUUUGGCGGGAAAGUCCCUUAUCCCAGUGCUGUGUACCACUGCUGUCCCUUAAAUUUCCCGGGUUUCAAAGGAAGCAGCUCCUCUCCCUCCCUCCCUCCCUGCCAGUCAGGGAGGAGGGAAGCUCCAACUAUGUUGCUUGGCUGCGUUGCUCACCCAAUAAGGAGUCUAAGAAUGACUGGGGGGUGGAGCUUGCAUGCCUUGUGCCAAUCAAAUCGGCCACAUUGCCUGGGGACUCCAGCGGAGAGGGGACGGUGGUUUUCCUUGUUGCAUCCCCUUUGCCGGGUUGCUGCGCUGUGGGAACCACCGCUUGAGGCUUCGUUUGGCUGCUGGCUGGGCUUUCUGCCUUUGCCUCGGAGAGGCUCAGAAGUUGAACAAAACCUGUGCUCUGAAAAUCCCUUAUUUUGGCUGCUGAUCCCUUAUUUUCGAGGCUGCUGGUCCCUUAAUUUAAAAUCUGUAAAUUGACAGCUAUGCUCUAUAAGCAGUUCACAAAAACAAAGCUCUCUCUCUCUAUAUAUAUAUAUACCAGCAGUCAAACUAAAUACUUAUGUCGAUGCCUACAUUUCUGAAUAGGCGCGAUGGAAGAAAAAUGUUUGCAGCCAGUGCUGAAAAAAGCACAGCAAAGGCUGAUAUCAAUAGGCAGUGAGUUCCAAAGUGGGGUGCUGCCACACUAAAAGCUUGAUUUCUUACAAUUGCAGAAUGAGUACAGUAUUGUGCUGCACUUGUAACAGGGCCAGUUCAACCAAUCAAAGCAGUUGAAUAGGCACAUACUGUACAGGGUAAUCCAAUUCUCCAAGUAAACUAGUUCCAAAUAAGUUAAGGGCUUUAUACUGCUACAGACAGGUUUUAAAAUGUUUUUUUAAACAACAGUAGAAGUUUGAAUAAAGCAGGGAUGGACACACAAAGAGGCUCUAUGGGGAUAUGGAGGGGUGGCGACAAGGGGAAAGGUGGGGCUGGCAAGCAGGGGUUGCAGACCCUAAUAUAAGUUACUGGAUUUGUAUCCCACCUUUUUCUGCAAGAAGCCCAAGGUGGCAUGCACACCCUCCUCCUGUGAAAAUUGGGUUAGGCAGAGAGGCAGAGACUGGCCCAAUGUCACCUGGGCUUUGAACCCUGGUCUCGCAAGUCGUAGUGGGAUGUGAAAGUAGUAAACUUGUAGAAGAAGAAGAAGAGUUUGGAUUUGAUAUCCCGCUUUAUCACUACCCGAAGGAGUCUCAAAGCGGCUAACAAUCUCCUUUCCCUUCCUUCCCCACAACAAACACUCUGUGAGGUGAGUGAGGCUGAGAGACUCCAGAGAAGUGUGACUGGCCCAAGAUCACCCAGCAGCUGCAUGUGGAGGAAGGGGAUGCAAACCCUUGUAGGAUGUCAAAAUCAUGGGGUUCAUAUUAAGAACGCUAUUACUGCCAUGAUGAAAUAAAAAGACAUCCUAGAUAUUUUGCACGUCAUCGUCUGGUUUAGCAUUCCACCAAUAUACCAAUUCACCAUUAUUUAUCCAUCUAAUUUGUAGCAUUUCCUGCCCACCCCAGAACUUGCCAAGGCAAAAACACCCCCCUCCGCGACUCUGAAGGACACAAAAGCGGGGAGGGACUGGGCAGCAGCCCAGCCGUCAUGGACAGGGCUGGGUUUAGGUUUGAUGAGGCCCUAAGCUACUGAAGGUAAUGGGGCCAUUUAUAUGUCCAGCUGUCCUUUGUCAACAACAAAUUGCCGCUGUUUUUUGUGCUGACUAUAUGCUAUAUGGUAAUAUAUGGAACUAAUAGGUAUCUAAAGCCAUUUGCACAUGCAGAAUGUAGGCACCCUAUAUAGAGAAAUGAGCAAACCAGUGAUAUUUUAGGGAGCAGGCUUGCAGGCGGGGCCUAUGACUUGCAUCAUAGGAGCUUACACAACACAAAACACUGUUGCUGUAUGUAGGUUUUAUUAUCUUAUAUUUUGGAAAUUACAUCCAGUUUUUUUCUUCCUUUAAAUUUUUUUGGGGCCCCCAAGAGUGAGGCCCUAAGCUACAGCUUGUUUAGUUUAUACGUCAAUCCGGCACUGGAGAGCAAGGAAGGACCUUUCCUCUCCUUGAAACCGGCCGGCCUGGGGUUUGUUUUCCUCCCGCCGCGCCUGCUGAGCUUAUCUCGCCACCGGCGCGCCCGCCUGCCUUCCCCCAAGCCUGGCUGCGCUCCACGGAGCAGAAGGGGCCGUCCUCUCCGCCCUCCUUCCUCCUGCUCCUCCCGGGGCCCGUGAGUGGCUCGGGAGAAGGCGGGGCGGAGCAGGACAGGCGGCGGAGACUUUCCCGGCAGCGCGGGGCGGGCAGAGAAGGGGACAGCGGGGAAGCGCGACGGAGCGGACGGCCGAGCCAGCAGAAGCUUUCCAGCGCGCCCGUCCAUCGGGGAAGAAGCCGAGCGCUGCCCAACCCAGCCGCCCCGGGAGCCUGGCCCGCUGCGCCAACCUCCUUCUCGGCACUAUGGAGGUGGAGGCGCCGCAGGUGAGACCCGCAACGCCCCCCUCCCCCGCCUUCCUUGCGACGGCACCGGGCUGAGCAAGGAGAGGGUCCCUAAGGGGCAGCCCCUUCCCCAUCGCAGGUCCCUAAGGGGCGUGGGAGGGGCGAGCCAGGCCUCGUUGCGCGUUCUCCUCCCGUCGGCUCGGGGCGGGGCGAAGGCAGCCGGCGCCACCCACUUCCCCGCUUGCGAGGGCGGCUGUCAGCUGCCGGCUUCGCUUCGGCGCCGGCCCGCCCCGUCCUCCGUGACGCAGCGCACACGAGCGCGCUGACUCACCGGCGGGCGCAGCCAUCCCCGACGGCGAGGCCGGGGUAGCUGCUGGCGGGCAGUCGGGUGCUUUAAGUUGGAAAGACCCACGGGACUCACCCGGGGGCUUUGUUUCUUCUCCCCCUGAGCCUGGGACCUGCCCGAAAAUCAAAAACGAAACCUGGACCACCAAUCUGGGGCAGAGUGCAAAUUUGUAAAAAGAAAGCAGUGCUUCUGGGCAUGUGCAGAGCGCUGCUCUCGUCGGCGGGGUGUGUGUGUGUGUGUGUGUGCACCACGGGCCCUGCGAAUUUGGGAUAAGGAGAUAGCGCACCCCGGAUGGGUUCCAUAGCUGUCAAGGUUUCCCUUUUUUUUAAGAGAAAUUCCCUUAUUCCGAAUAGGAUUGCUCAUAAGAAAAGGGAAAAGUUGACAGCUAUGAUGGGUUCUGAAACGGCUUGAGUCUUGAAAUCUUGAAAACAAGAACACUUUUGGAGGCUUGGGCUAGAAGCUUUGAUUCCUAAAUUAUUUGAAGGAGAUCUAUGGAGAAGAAGGGAGGAGGGGAGGAAACACUUGAGUUGCCUGUGGUCAUCUUGGUCCCCUUUAAAGGUAAAGGGACCCCUGACCAUUAGGUCCAGUCGCAGAUGACUCUGGGGUUGUGGCGCUCAUCUCGCUUUACUGGCCUAUUAUUACUAUUUUUUAAUUAUUAUUAAAAUUUCUAUACCUCCCUUCAUCUGAGGAUCACAAGGCGAUUUACAGUAUAAAACCCUCCAAAAUAUAUACCAUAGUAAAAAAACAUUCCUGCCCCCCCCCCCCAAUUUAAAGCACCAUAGAUUAUUUAAUGAGGCAAAGGCCUGGGAGAAGAGGAAUGUUUUUGCUCGGCACCUAAAGAUAUAUAAUGAAGGACCCAGGCGAGUUUCCCAGGGGCGAGCAUUCCACAAGCGGGGAGCCAAUGGAGAAAAGGCCCCUUCUUGUGCUGCUGCUUUUUUGAUCUCAUGAAGGGGGCACAUGAAGAAGGGCCUCAGAUGUUGAUCACAGGGUCCGGGUUGAUUCGUAUGGGGGGAGGCGGCCCUUUUGAUACUGCAAUCCUGAGCCAUUUAAAAGUGGACUGUUGCUGAUGGUAUAAUUUUUCAAUGUGGAAGGGGAAUGUGUAAAUUGUCACCUAUGAAUACAACUCACUUGUUUAUUUUGCUGUGGUGACAUGGGUCUGGAAGGAGGCGUGCACUGUGGUGUUUUCAGAUGUUUUCUAUUAAAACAUGGCUUCCCAUCUUGGGAUCUGGUUCUUUGUGUGGUGCUUGGCCAUAGUGUAUGUGUGCAAACAUGAAGUGGGCGUUUUUGGUAGUUUCUAGGAACAUGCUUAGACUUAACACCAUGCCACUAAAAAAGGAAGCUGUAAGCUGCUUUUCAGUGGCGAAUUAACUUAGCAGCACAAUCCUGUGCUUGUUUACUCAAAAGUAAGCCUCAAUAUGUUCCAUGGGACUUGCACACUGGUUACGGGAUUGUAGCCCAUACCAGAGUUACCAGUGCUAGUACUCAAAAUAACCGUUAGCAAAUGCUUUGGGUAUUUAUUUAACGUACUUCAGUGCUACCUAACUGUUAAAAUACCAAAAUCCACUUACAACAAAUAAAACAAACAAUUUUGCGCACGCGCACAAAAAUCACAGAAAAAUAAGUUAAGUUUGGAAUUGUAAAGUUGGAAGGGACCAUGAGGGUCAUCUAGAAGCAUUUUUCAAAAAAACCCAACCACCUUAUUGUAGAAGAAAUAUUUAAACAGCAAACAGCAAUACAGUCUAAUGGCAUAAAGCCUUGGGAAAUGAAAAUGUCUUAAUCUGCCAUCAAAAUGAGGAAAGUGUUGGCGACUCUGGGAUGCACGGGUACCAUCUCUGAAAAGCCUCUCUCCCUAGUUAAAACCCACCAUUUCACUUCUGCUGAUAAUAGAUUCCUGGAUGAGGCCUCAGACUGGCUGCAUAUGCACCACAAAUUCAAAGCACCCCCACUCCAAUCAUCACGGGAACUGUAGUUUACAGAACCACCAUCCUCAGAGCCCCCAAGAAACUACCGUUCCCGAGAAUCGUUGGGGGGAAGCAACAUACUUUUAAGUGUAAGGGUGCGUAUGCAACAAAACUUGCAGUUUUGCCAAGCACUGCACCACACCCAAAAUAGUUGUUUCUUGGGGGUUUUUUACACACGUUCAAAGCUGUCCCGAGGCUUGGAAAUUUAUUUCUAUUUUCGAGAUACUCUUGUUGACGGUAACAAAAGGAAAAGUGCACGCAUACCUCUCCCUGGUUUCCAUACACACAAUGCAUGAUGUUACAUAAUUCUUCAUUCACGGAGUGAAAGUUGUGGCAGGUUUGGACUUGUAUAAUAUCACUAGGCCUUGGGAGUAAGCCUCAUUGAACUCCGUAGGACUGGCUUCUGAGUAGAUAUGUAUAGGUUUGCACAGUGUGUGUGUUUUUUCUAAGGCCACAUGCACACCAUACAUUAAAAAGCACUCUUGCACCACUUUUUAACAGUUAUGGAUUCCUCCCAAAGAAUCCUGGGGGUUGACCUCACGGAGCUACAAUUCCCAUCACCCUCCACAAAAUACAGUUCCAACAUUCUCCAGGACUGUGUAGAGUGGUGCAAGAAAGCUUGAAAUGUAUGGUUACUGAUGCAACUUAACUGUUUCCAGGAGCAGACAACUUCAGACUGACACAGCACAUCUUCUGUGUUUGCUUUUUAAAAACGGGAGCAGCGAAGAAGCAACUGCCCUCUUGUUUUCCCAGGGUGGAAACAAAUGGUGCCGUGGUAUGAAAGUGUUUUGCUGUGUGUGGACUCCUGAAGCUCAGGGCAUGGUAUAUUCGUGGCUCUGGGUGAUGUACCUUCGAUUGGCACCGCAAGCAGGAGAGGGCGAAAGACAAGAGCAUUUUUUUAAAAAAAUAAUUCCCUUGGCAUCUCUCGACAUCUCUUUCAUAAUCGCCCUCUUCCUUCCCCCACCUUCUGGUCUGUCAGGGCUCGGCCUUACAUUUUACAGGACUGUUAAUUAUCUGCAUAUCUACAAGUGCAAAGGUUGCAACGCUUGUGUAGGGUUCUGUGGCUUUGGGGCACUGUACAGGCACAAAUGGAUCUAUAUCGCCAUCUAAGUAUUUUUUAAGGCAUUUUGAAAGUCAGUGCUCUAGGCAGAAUGGAGGAUUUGGCAUGCAGAUAUCACAACUACAAGAAAACAAGUGUCCUUUUGAGGUUUUGGAAGGCUCCAGAAAGGGGUCUGUGGCAAAGGUGUGUGAGGCUUUCUGUGGGCACCUCCAGCCUUUAAUCUCCAUUAAGUUCAAACUUAAAUGUCAGUACUGUACUGUACUUGCUCUCAAGUGCCUCUUGCAAAAAAAAUAAUAAAAAAUAAUAGAUUAAGGGCCAGUGUACAUGAUUCCCUGCUGAAGGGGGCCACUUCAGAAAAGGUGUUUCGGCAGUGGCUGCACCAAGCAAACAACUUGUCAGGCUACUUUGCUUUGAAGGCAAUUUGGCAAUUUUGCAUGCCACUGCAACAAAAAUAUUGAUGAAGGUUCAGGACUCCUGUUCUCCUUUGCUUCUGGUCGUUCUAGCUUUAUCGAAAUUAAGUGAAAUCUGUUUUUCGUGUGUGUGUUUUAUGUUUAUUUUUAUGUCGUGUUUGCUACAUCAUCACCAUCGCCAACACAACCUCUGUAAGCUUUGGAUAACUACUACCGCACUAGUUUAACCUCGCAAAAUCUGGUAUUGGGCUGCUGGGGGCACAGUGCUGUUACAAGUGGUUUCAAAGCGAGAUACAUAACAGAGGUUCGGGAAGCAUGAAAGCAUGCCAACUGCUGUGGAGGAGAGAAAAAGACAAGAACGUUCAGUAGCAGUAGCAGCAGCAGCACUAUCUCUGAGAUUCAGCCUUGCUUAAGCCUUACUAUCGCAGGGUGAUGUUGGGAAAGUUAGUUAGUACCUUGGUUCAGCACUCAAAUCUGAAAUGUCGUUGUAAGUCAGUGAUGAGAGCUGCAACCUGAUUAAAGUCGAUUUAAUUGAUUAAUCCUCCUGGUUUUUCCUCUCUCAAUCAGUAGAUGGGUAAAUCAAGAAGUAUAUUUUCUGUACUUUUUUUGGUAAUGCACUUGCUCAAUGUAGUAGGAAAGCAUUUCCCGUAUGAGAGCAGGGAGAAUGGCUCUUUGCAGAUGGGAAGCAGCCAUCUUAAGAUUUUGUGAAAGUUUAUAUUAAAAAAAAAUAUACUGUUAGUCAAAAAGAAAAUCAUUAAGUCUGCUCCCUGAUUAUUUGAGGCGUCUCUGUAUUUGAGUAAAAGUUCUGAAAUUAACCAAUUCACUGAUUAAGGGAGCAAUCGUAUACAGUGGUACCUUGGGUUACAUAUGCUUCAGGUUACAUACGCUUCAGGUUACAGACUACGCUAACCCAGAAAUAGUGCUUCAGGUUAAGAACUUUGCUUCAGGAUGAGAACAGAAAUUGUGCUCCAACGGCGCGGUGGCAGCAGGAGGCCCCAUUAGCUAAAGUGGUGCUUCAGGUUAAGAACAGUUUCAGGUUAAGAAAAGACCUCCAGAAUGAAUUAAAUACUUAACCCGAGGUACCACUGUACCUGUUUACCUGGGAGUAAGUCCCAUUGAACUCACUGUGGCUUCCUCCUGAGUACAAACAUAGGAUGGCUGUGUUAAUGUUGCAACCCUGUUUUGUUGGCGCAAUAAGGAAAAUGAUUUCAUCUUGAGGAACAAGUCCCAUUUACUUUAUCUUACCCCUUCGUUUCCCGUCCCCAACACUCAUAAGGCAAUCUGAUAUAACGCCAAAAGCAAACUUGGUAAGGCAUGUCUAAUUUCAAAACCAGUCUUAAUUUUUUUUCCUAAGCAGAAGUGCAGGUAUCAGUGUUGACCUAGAAACUUCUUCCAUUUUUUUUUAAUUUUUUUUUUUUGGGGGGGGGGGGAGAGACAGAAUCCAAAAGCAACUGUGGCAUCAUACCAUUACUAUUUUUGAUCUAUCUAAAAAAUUCUGAAAGAAAUGAGCAUUCUUCCAGCAAAGCUCUUAAUCAGGCUAGUAAAAUAUGGGGUGUAGGAAAUAAGAGACGUUGCAGGGUAUGAUUGAAAGCUCAAACCUUUUGUUUGUAAUAGUUUAAGGUGGUAUAUGGAGGAGGUGUAACACAUUAAAUUAGACCAUUUGGUGCUCUGUGCAAAAAAAGAGAGAGUAUAUUAUCUUCCCCCGUUUCUAAGGCACAUGUAGAAAUGGCAUGCCUACUGCAGCUUUGGAGAUCUUGACCGAGGAAAUGAAAUACUUGAAUAGAUUUAGAAAAAAUUGUGUUCGUAUUCAUUACGGUUUUGACAACACCUGAUCAAAUUGCAAAUGUGAGUAAUUUGUUGGGUGUCUGUAACAUGGAACUACUUAUUUUUGAAGGAUACUGUCUGCAUUCUCCUUUUGGACUUAAUGAAAUGUGGCAGUUGCCUGUCAUAGUUUCCCUAAAAGGGCCCUUUCUGUUCUUUAUAGCGUGCAAACUUCGGUGCUCUGAAAGCCAGAAAGAAGUUGGGAGUUGUGCAAUCAUUUAUUUCCCCUCAAGGCAGCUGCUUUGGUUUUGGAAUGAGACUUUUCUUGAAGUCAGGAUCCACCGGGUACCAAGGGUAAAGGGACUGAGGGGUGUAACUGUUUAAAAUUGACUUAUUUCAAAAAAUUGAUUUUGCUGUUAAUUUUUGCCUCUUCUAACAGUGUAAAUAUUACCAGCAAUUCUCCUUGUAUGAAGUUUCUCCCUCAAGACACAGAAAUAUAUAGCUCUUUCAGCAGCUUGUGCAAUGAGGAAAUAAACUAAUUUCUUUUCCUUUUCUUAAAAACAACAACCACAUAUUUUAAAAUAAUAACAUAAAGUAUUGCUGUUCACUUGUUAGGCAAUAUCCUAUUUUGGAUAUUUCCCAUAUUUCCCAUAUUGACCUUGUCGGAAAACUCUUUUUGCUUUUUUAUAUAGGAUAAGGAUUUCAAUGGGGCACCUCAGUUACCAGGAAGAAUAGUAUGAGGGUUAUUUUGUGUUACAGCUUUGUAUUUUUAUGCUGUGAACCGCUUUGAGAUCUUUGGAUGAGGGGUGGUAUACAAAUUUAAUAAAUAAAUAAAAUUAAAUAUAUAUAUGAUUACAGCCUUCAGAACAAAGUUUGAAGUACUGUAGCAGACAAUAUGAACUUCCCCAAAGCAAUAUGGGGCAGAGAAUGAUUUGGGAUGAAGAUUACCUGUUUUUCAGCCUAUUUCUCAUCUGUUCUCAAUUGCCCCUCUUAUCCCCUGGGUUCCAGACAUGGGUUUGCAAUGCUUGUAGUCCUGCAGGAGAAGCAGGGGAGAGAUAAAGGUUAAAGUAGCCAUUGCUGUUUCUCUUUUUGAAAUCUCUUCCUCUCCAUACUGCUUUGCCAUAAAGAAAAUGGCCAUGCAGUGUACAGUAUAUGCAGGACCUUCGUGAUAUGCAGGCCUGAGCAACCGUCUGUUGGCACUGAUUAGACAUUAAUCUUUUGUAGGCGUGUUUUGCACUUCGGCCAAAAUGAAAAAGUAGACCACAGAUUAACAGCCUAGUUAAACUUUGUUUUGGCCCCAGUUAUCGCAUUCCAUCCCAAAGCAGCCCAUUUCUUCGAGUUUAGAAGGCCCUUUGAAAACUUGGAAUGACUGCAUAAUAAUUUUUCAUUUUUGCACGAGAAAGUAUACUGAAAUGUUUGAAUUGUAGUUAGGAGCACUAAAAGUGCAGCAAGAUUAACAGUCUCUUGGAAACAUUUCUGUACUGUUUAUGCAACUGUUUUAUAGCAGAGCAUAAUCAGGCAAGCGUUGCCUGCACGUAGAAAAAAAUGCUAACAGGACCUAGAAAGCCAGAGUCCAGAUAGCCGAGAAAACAGAACUGCACAGCUUAAUAGUUUUAUUACAUGCUUGUUUUAAUAAGAUAAGCAAUUGAAUUGGCUUACAAGAAAGAAAAUAGAACCUUGUGUAGUAUAAGAAUAGAGAAAAAUCCACAAUGUUAUGAAAUUUCAUUCCGACACAGUUCAUAGUUUUAAGGCAAUUGUAGUGUACUUUGAUCCGAGCCGUCUUUCCUAUAGGGCUUACUGGCAUGUCACGCCAGGGCGCUGGCCUCCCCGGGGCGCCCCAGUGAGUGGGGGAGCUCCGCGGCUUUGCCGGUGCCCUCCCCUUUCCCUGCACGCCUACCAGUUGUGCCCCAUCAACUAUAUGGCUGGCGGGCAUGCAGCUUCCUUCUCAAGCCUCCGCGGGAGGAGAGCGAUCCCCGCAGAGGCUUGGGAAAAGGUCAACAACUCUGGGAAACGGGGUGGGGCGGGCGGGCGGGAUAUUUGCACCACGGCGCCGGAUAUGCUUAAGACGGCCCUGACUUUGAUCCUGGAGCACACAGAGCCUGAUUACAGCAUCUCAGUUUUCUAAAAUGGAAUAAAGUUUGAAAACAUGCUAAAAAUCAAGCCGGAAACCCAAAGGAUGCUCAGGCAACACCUGACGCAAAUCACCACAUUUGGACUAUCAUAUCGCAGUCACCUCUGAUAUGGGUCUCUGUUUAGUUUAAACACAGACAGCUAAUUCAAACACACUUUCCUUUGUUUCUGCAGAUCUGCUUUGUUGACUGAAACCAGGGUUUCUCGGUGUUGAACAGGCUUGUUCCGUAUGCUUGACAUUGACAAGCUACAUGGAGUGUGUGUGUGCAAAUAAUAAUAAUAAUAAUAAUAAUAAUAAUAAUAAUAUUUGUACCCCGCCCAUCUGGGCGGCUUCCAACAAAGAUUAAAAAAUACAUUAAAAUGUCACACAUUAAAAACUUCCCUGAACAGGGCUGCCUUCAGAUGUCUUCUAAAUGUUAGGUAGACAUCUGAAGGAAGGGCAUUCCACAGGGCGGGCGCCACUACCGAAAAGGCCCUCUGCCUGGUUCCCUGUAGCUUUGCUUCUUGCAAUGAGGGAACCGCCAGAAGGCCCUCGGCGCUGGACCUCAGCGCCUGGGCAAACCGAUAGGUAUUUGCUGCUGGUCCAAAUGAACUUGGGGUCUUGCAGGAUCGCUGUCCCUAAAUGUGGCUGUUGUGGAAGAACCUUGUGCAGCUCAAUACUGCUUCCUUACUAACACUUCUUGCAGUAAAUUGGUAUAUGGCAGAGCUUUCCAAACAGUGUGUCGUGACACGUUAGUGUGUUGUUGUGCAAUGUGUAGGUGUGUUCCUCCUGGGGCUGGAAAGGGGUUAGUGUAACUUCUGGUUUGCUAGUAAAACUGAAUUACUGUGUCGUGAAACGAUGCAUGCCUAAAAAAUGUGUCACGGACAUGAAAAGUUUGGAACGCUCUGGUAUAUGGGAAGCCGCUGUCUGGACCCCGUCAGUAAAUGCGGUUUUAAAUACAGUUCAAGGCGAGAUGAUAGACCCCUUAUUGCCUGUGAAGAAAGCACUUCCUUUGAUUUAUUGCCUCUGGCCAGGCUAGCUCUGCAGGUUUCAGAAGCUCAUUUUAAGGCGUGCAGGAAGGAAAUGGGUCGUAUAUAAGGGCAUGUGGAAGACCAUGGCUGAACAGCAAAUACUGGGGUUGUCUGUGCCAAGGACAGACAUUGCAAACAUCUAAAAUGAGAAAGAACAUGGGGUUGUAUCCAGUGGGGGCCUUGCAUUUGCGUAUGGUGGAGCACCCAACUUUCAGCAAGUCCCCAAUCUUUUGCAGUCCUCGGUACCAAUGUUCUGCAAGCUUGGGUCCCUCUGAUGGACUACAACUCCCAUCAUCCAAGUGUGCCCAAGCUUUGCCUUGGUCUCAUUCAUGUCACGCUAAACUACAGUGUAGUGAUACCCAAAUGUGAUCACAAACUUGUCACAGUUUAGCAUUGCAUCCAAGUACAGUCCGUCUAAAUAUCACACAUAUCAUAUGCUACUUUUAGAAAGGUAAACUGUAUCACCAUAAAUAAAUAUUUCUAAAUAUUUUUCCACAUCCUGGUGAUGCUACUGUAACCCAGAAUGUAUGUAUCGCUGGUUGAAGAGAUGUACGCAUGUAGAUAUUUGUUGAAUUGUCCCACCUUUCCAUUGGCAUGCUCAAGUGUUUAAAGAAGUUAUCGUUGCAUCAGACCGUUACGACAGUUUAGUACAAAAUUGUGGCAAAUAGAAGAAUUGCCGUGCAAAACAAUUCUUCAUUGCAGCUCGAGAGAUUUGACCUCUCCCUUUUGCUCCUGUGAGUUAAAGGUCUUUCAGGGAAAGACCAACAGUGAUGGAAAAUUUAGGAGCAAGUUUUGGCUUUCCUGCUACAGCUGAUAGUCGUCUUCAGCGGCAGCAGCAGUGAUGAUGGAGAAAAUAAGGGUGCUUCACAAACUCUGUUUUUUAUAAAACACACAGCAACUUGGAAAAAUGCCAGUAGUUGGGUAUUGAACCGAUUCUCUUCCGAUAAAAUGUUUAGGUUUUCAAGCUUCCUAUUCUGAAUUGAGUGAUAGCUUUUUAAUGGAACACUUACACCAGGUACAGUUAAAAAAUGGCAUUUCAAAAAAGCUGGUGUUUCAGUGAGAAAGGUUCUUUCAUGAAUGUUUUAUGGAAGCAUUCCCACCAGAUGAAAAUUAUCUUAGCCACCUAGUUAUAAUUUUGUUAUGUGCCUCUUGAAUUCUCAGAAAAUAUUUGAGUUAAAACCAUUGGAGCAUGUGUCUUAUGCCCCCCCCUUUUUAAAAAAAUAUUGAAGCACUCAGAAUUGUUGGGUAAUCCAGAGCUGGUCGUGAUACAUAACUUCCAAUUGAGAACAUUGCAUAUAUAAUUUGUGAUGAGGCCUAUUGGGCAUUACGAGCUAAAAACCACUCAAGGAAUAUGAUAGCGAGGGCCAAGCCAGCCAUGUAAACUUAUUUUGAUGAAUAAAAUAACACGAUCAAAAUGACUUUUAUCGAGGAGCAAAGCUGCUGCAAGUAGCUCUAGACUGCCCCUUCCUCAUCCUUGUAGUUUUGAGCUUUUACUCACAACUGAUGCAAGAUUGGGUGGGAAGGUUUGCAGAUCAGUCUCUUUAAUCGUAGGGUGCGCUUAGAGAGAGGCAAGGACUGUGUACUAUGUAAGGUAAACCGGAAUACUUGCGUUUAUAGGUUCCUUGCAUGCAUGUACACUUCCUACUCCCACAAUGUUUAGAUGUGAAUGCUGGGAUACCUCAUUUCCAUUUUUGCAUAUAAACAGAAUGUUAGAUAUGCACGGACUCGCUGAUUUUAAGCUCGAGGGCGUCGGUUUGCAUCCAAAAAUAUGCCAUUUCCUAGCAGAUGUAGCAAAAUAGUGUUCAAGUGCAGCAGAAUGAAAACCGUAGGCAGUUAUUCAAAAAUUUGUUUAUUAUAAGGAAAGUAGGUCACGUGGAAUUUAAAAUAUUCAGGGGAGGGGGGUGGUAUUCAAUCUGGUGAAAAGCAAACCUCAUCCCACGAUGGUAUAAAAGCAUAUAUUCUUCAGUUACCCCUUUUCCCUGAAGCCUUUUGUUUGGAUAGUUUCAAAAUGGCUGCGUGGGCAGAUGCCUCUGGGUUCUGGCUAGCAAAGUGAGAAAGAAUUAGAAAGAGAACAAGGGGGAAAUAAGCUAUUGGCUUUACUCUUAAAUAAAACUGAGGCAUAAUGACAGUCCAAAUCAUGGGUAGUGACAGCAACACUUAUUGCCAGAACCAUACAGCUCAUCCAGUGCCACUAAAACAAGACCUGUUUAUUUAUUUUUAAAAAGUGAGGAACCCUUCUGACUUGGCUCAGUUACCUUCUUUCUGAGGUAAACGAUGUGAUCGGCUUUUGAGGCUGUUUUAAGACAUAUGAUUCUGAGGGAUUCUUCCACUCACCUCAAGAUCUUACAUGACUUCCUUCAUAGGCAUGAGAUAAAUAUAUAUGCUUACUUCAUUUUUGUUUUAAAUUUGAAGGAGCUGCUUCUGCCCCACUUUGGUCAGUUGGUUUUCAUUAGGGUCACAAUGCAGUAGAGCGCGUAUCAUCAUCACUAUUAAGAUAAACUCGUUCAAGCCAGAGAGUUGGUGGCACUCAAGUUUGAAAAACCCUGUUUUCCUUUUGCCCCCCAAAUUUCAUUGCACGCUUUCCUGUAAAGAUCUUUUAUAAUUAAUUUAUUUUUAAGGCCUCCUGGCAGGGAUUUAAAACAUAUUUGGACCACAGAACGCUUUUGUUAUAUACACCUAAUAUAAAAUUCUAAAUAUGGGGCCCUUGCCUUGCUCCUUUUGUUUAUCCUGAUGCAAAUAUGUUUGCUAAAGCGCAAUAAGAGUUAAUAGCCAAACUUUACAACGCAGACGGAGAGUUUCACAUAAAAUCUAUAACUGACUACCCAGAUGGCAAAUGCUGAUAUGUAAACCUAAAACAUGAAAUUUUCCGUUGGGGUCCAGAUGGCUGCUUAAUGUGAAUUGUUUAACAUUUAUGUUUAUCUUAUUAAAACUGCCUUUUAUAAGUCCAGACUAGGCUUAGCAAUGUGGCUCGGAACAGGCUCUGGAAAAGCGUAUCAGUAAAUGAGUAAAAACACCAAAUGCCAGUCAGCAUUUGAUUUCGAAAAAGAGAGGGCUUCAUCCCUAAGCCUGCUGGGAAGCCAUAUCAUUUGCCUAGGUAGCUCUGGUCUUGUAAGCGUGAGUGUGGGGGGAGAGGUAGCGAUUACUCAGUGGUGAGGCAAAGGCACUCUGUGCAUGCCAUGGGGCAAUUUUAUUUCUUGCUGUUUCAAAGAUUCCUGGGCUCAGGCUGGUGCCAAGAACAGCUCCCAAGCCUGAGCGCUCAGACAAACUAACCCCUGAUACUAGCAUAAAUGCCUGCGUUUCCUACUUGUACUUGAACGGACCUUAUACAGUGGUACCUUGGUUUUCAAGCAUCUUGGAAGCCGAAUGCCGAAAACCCGGAAGUAAAUGCUUCCAUUUUCGAACAUGCCUCAGAAGUCGAGCCCCUUCCGCUGCGUGUUUUUCUCAAUUGAAUGUUCUCAAUUGAACUGAGGCUUCCAAAGUGAGUUUUCGGUUCUCAAACAUUUCAGAACACGAAUGGUCUUCCAGAACGGAUUAUGUUCAAGAACCGAGGUUCCACUGUAGUUGUUUUAAGCACAUUAAUAUCUGUGCUCUGAGAAAUAAAGACCUGAGCCCACCAUUUCCCAAUCCUGCACAGGCCAUUAUGGAGACUUGGGGUGGUAUAAUAGUUAGACCAGGCACCCCCAAACUCAGCCCUCCAGAUGUUUUGGGGCUAGAAUUCCCAUCACCCCUGACCACUGGUCCUGCUAGCUAGGGAUGGUGGGAGUUGUAGUCCCAAAACAUCUGGAGGACCGAGUUUGGGGAUGCCUGAGUUAGACCAACGUUUCCCAGACUUUGGUCUCCAGUUGUUGUUUUUUGGACUACAGUUCCCAUCAUCCCCGACCACUGGUCUUGCAAGCUAGGGAUGAUGGGAGUUGUAGUCCAAAAACUGGUGGGAACCCAAGUUUGGGAAACACUGAGUUAGACUGUUGGAUGGCAGUUGUGGACACUCAAAUCCCCAGUCAGUCAUCAAGUUCACUGGGAAACCUUAGGCCAGUCUUUAUCUCUAAACCUACCUCAAUAUGGUUGUUGUAAGUGCAAAAGAAGAAAGGGACCACGGGGUGGUAUUCAACUGAAUAGCUGAGUUAGCAAACUGAUUUCUGCAUGCACAAUGGGACUCCCCCCUUCCCCCUAAUAAUAAUUUUAUACCCCACCCAUCUGGCUGGGGCUCACCAGCCACCCUGGGCAGCUUCCAACAAAAGAUUAGAAAUACAUUUAAACAUCAGUCAUUAAAAACUUCCCUAAACAGGGCUGCCUUCAGAUGUCUUCUAAACGUCAAAUAGUUGUGCUUCCCCUCAGCUUUUGGUGCAGAUUUCGGGUGGCAGAGUAGGAUGGGAGGAAAGACUCGUUGUGCAAGCAGAAAUUGUUUUGCUUGCACCAUUGUUUAGGUGAAUACCACCCGCGGUCACCGCUCUGAGCUCCUUGGAACAAGGGCAGGAUAAAAAUGUAAAAUAGUAAUACUUAUUAAUCAAGCCCCGCUGAGACUAUCGUUAAACUACUUAAUAACCAAAUUAUUGUUCACUGCAAGUGUUAGUUGGUUCCCAUCACGAUUAAAAACAACAUACAUUUUGAUUACCAGUGUUGUAUGGACAGUAGUGAACUACAUAAGGGGUGUUCCCGAGUUACGGGGGGGGAAACAGGUUUUAGUUGAAAACCCUUCUUAUCCAAAACACUUGCUUUCACAGGUGUUGAAAGCCUAGUCCUUUUCCUUGGGCAUUCCCCUUUCUUGGAUCUGCCCAAACAGCUAUUUCCUCUGACAUAAUGUGGGAACUUGCACAACGAAAAAAGAGAACAAAAGUCUUCUUAUGGAGCAAGUCACAUGAUAGACCAUUGCGUUGUUUUUUAUCAGCAGUAAAUUUUUCUGAAGGAUGUGGUUAGCGAGACAUGUGUUAUGUGUUAUGUACUCUUUAUUAAUCUUGUGUAGAAUUAUCAACACAUUCAGCCACAUUUUGACAUUCAUCUGAACCUGGCAGCCGAUGCAAGCAUUUACAGGAACCUUAAGAAAUAUUUAUGAACAUAAAUUUGUAGAAAUCAAUCUAAUUGGAACGUAGCCUUAAAUACUUUUUUGAUGGGGUGUGUGUGGAAGCUUUAUUUAAAAUUAAUGAAACAGAGCACCUGCAAAUUAUCAUAUUAAGCAUAUUCCAGUUAAUGAAAAAGUCAUUGCAUCGUAAAAUCAGAAUCGUAGAAUCGUCCAGUUGGAAGGGACGCCGAGAGUCACCUAGUCCAACUCCCUGCCAUGUAAUGUAAUGUAAGAUAUAAAGCAUUUAAAAGGGAGUUGCUCUCAUCUCAUUUUGCAUAGAUUUGGCUUAUUCCCCGCCCUCCCAACUACUCUAAACAGGCUGUGCAAUAACUUUCAUGCCAACAAGUCCCCUCUAUUUCAAAAGCAGCUGUCGUCGUGGCUACGGCUUUAAAGCCACGCUGCUUUGUGAAUGCUGUUUUCAGUACGAUUGUUUUCUAUUCAUUUCUACUGUCGCAGUCAGGGCUGUCUUUAGCAGAUGUGGCGCUGGGGUGCAAAUAUCUACCCAGCGCCCCCAAAUUACCACGGAUAGUGUUGGGGUGGCCAUAGCUGCGCACCAGCCUUAUUGUUGGCGGGGUGCAGCUGGCGGGUGUGCAGGGAAAGGGGAGGCCGCCGACAAAGCCGCGCAGCUCCCCCACUUGCUGGGGUGCCCCUGAGAGGCUGGUGCCCUGGCGCGACACACCACUAAGUCCUUUGGGAAAGACGGCUCUGGUCGCAGCUCAAAGCAAACUUGGGAAAGACAUGUAGUUAAUCUGACAUGCUGAGGACCGCCGAUAGGCACUUGAUCUGCGCAUCUCGCUUUGGCAGAGGCAGCAGCCCAGACAAUGGCACUCUGAAAACGACGAGCAACUUAGAAACGGAAUCUCAAAUCCAGAUCCUGCCGUUUUUAUCCAGAACAUAUUGCAAAUGCUCAGAGAUGAAGGAGCCAUUUUCAAAUCUGCCAUGAGAGAAGAGGGUGAGCAGCUGGUAAACUACUGGCCUUUAAUGAAGCCCUGCCAUAUUGCAGCAUCCUCCAUUAUUGCCAGACUUAAUUAGUUCGUUCUACCAUGGCAGUCUGGAGGGACCAAACCCUUACUGUGGACAGCCGUAAUAACUCUUUCCUCUUCUCUUUGUUUUUACCCCUUUCCUAGUGAAAUUUGGCAUCUCCGUGGAAGAGGUUUAAAAUAUACAUUAAUUAGAAAGAUAGACGUUAGAGGGAAAGCCUGGAAUUUGGUGAAUAUAGCCAUGGACACGCAGGAAUAUUACAAUCACUUUGUUGGAGCAGAUCAAUGGCCCAUCUGGUCCAGAAUUCUGUUUCCUGUAGUGUCCGUCCAAAUGCAGGACAGGAAAGCAAUAACCCUUCCCUGUUUGUCCCCAGCGCCAGGUAUCCAAAGGAAUGCUGAAUGUGAACGUCCCAUCUAGCUCUUGUGGCUGUAGCCAUCGUAAGCUAGCAUUCAUAUUGUGUAAUGGUGAAUUGCAGAAGUUCAUGCUGUGUUGUCCACAAGUCUUUCCUUUUGUGUCUCGAACCUUGCGGGGCUCCUGCUUUUCCUUGGGCAACCCUGAACUCUUAUUCUUACUUGUGAGAAACUUUUCUCCACCCAAUUUCUUCUUCAUGUGAAUCCCAGUCCAGAUGUUAUUUAGCGAAUACAUUAUCUGAAAACUUAAGAUUCAGUGGGUCAGGUCCAGACUUGCCCUUCUGCAGAUGGAAAGGCUUUUGUUUGUGAAAUGGACUAAGAUGCAGUAGAGGUGAUAUUUGCCAAUUCCCCCUGCAGCCGCCAGUGCUACCUCCUGUGUUCAGCAAGAGGGUCCCCUGACUUUCUGGAACAGCUGUUUUUUUUAGGCAGGGGGUGCACAGAGCAAACUGCAGAGGGAAUAAGUUAAAACUGCUUAUCUCUCUCUCCGCCCCCACACCAUUGUUGCCUUGUGCCUACAACAUGGACUUUGUGUUUGAAGCUUUAACUGCUAGUACGGGGAGCAAUAUAUUGCUGCAGUUACUGCUUUGAUCCUGCUGGUCUUAAGCACGUUAAGAGCAUUUUAUGGCUUACUUUUAUGACAAGGUAAUUUGCCCUAAGCUCACCCUUACACCCUGUUAAAAUGUUCUCCAAGUCAUACAAGAAAAGUAAGUUGUGUCGGACCAUUCACAAAUCGGGGAAAAUUCACAGUUUAACAAAGACUUUUGUUAGGGUCCACCAGUGUUACAGAAUAGGGAGCAAGCUUCACUGGACUGGGGAUUAAGCAAUAAGAGUAGAACACUACACUGCAGGGCUGUUGUGCACUACUGUCUUUGCCCACCAUGCAGUACGGAGGUAAAAGCCGUGAAUAACAAUGCACUUUCGUUGUUAGUUAAUCUCAACUUCAGCCCAGCUUUCAACCUGCAACAGGGGGUCUAAUUCACCCAGACAACAUUGCAGAGUUGUUGUAUCCCACUCAGAACCUGAUCUGCAGUAUGAAAACUGCAAGGCUUCUGCUUCCCGGCCAUAGCCCCUUGCAACUUGCAGUAUGGGGAUAAUGACUUGUCAGUGAAACUCUAGAGCAGGGGUAGGCAACCUAAGGCCCGGGGGCUGGAUCCGGCCCAAUCGUCUUCUAAAUCCAGCCCGCAGACGGUCCAGGAAUCAGCGUGUUUUUACAUGAGUAGAAUGUGUCCUUUUAUUUAAAAUGCAUCUCUGGGUUAUUUGUGGGGCAUAGGAAUUAGUUCACCCCCCCCCCAAAUAUAGUCUGGCCCCCCACAAGGUCUGAGGGACACUGGACCAGUCCCCUGCUGAAAAAGUUUGCUGAUUCCUGCUCUAGAGAGCCACUUGUCAGCAUGACCAAUACUGAGCUAGAUGGACCAAAUGGUAUGAUAUAAAGGAUCUUCCUGUUUCCGUGCUUUUUAAAAAACCUGUUAAGGCCAAGGGUGCUUCCAGAUUGUUGCUAUUUCUGGGUGGGUUUCAGUCGCUUACUGACCAAUUCAGCUUGUGCCACUAUAGUUGAUUAAGAGGUCGUGUGCAAUGAACAUGCGUUCCCCAAAGACCAGACUUUUGCAGGACCACGCACUGGAAUGUGCUUUGAUGCAAGGACAUGAGCGCCGCAACCCCAUAGUCGCCUUUGACUGGACUUAACCGUCCAGGGGUCCUUUACCUUUUUACCUUUACCAUCUAGGACUAGGUUCCCAACAAAUCAGGAUGAAUGCUCAUUUAAAUAGCCGAUGCUGUCUGUUGUUGUUUGGUCGUUUAGUCGUGUCCGACUCUUCGUGACCCCAUGGACCAGAGCAUGCCAGGCACUCCUGUCUUCCACUGCCUCCCGCAGUUUGGUCAAACUCAUGUUGGUAGUUUUGAGAUGUUUGUCUAACCCCCUGCAAACAAAUCCCCUGAUAAAAACUCAAUAAACGGGUCCCUCUGGAAGCGCUCAAAAAAUACCAGGUUUCAAAGACAACUUUCCCAUUGCAAUUUUGAAUAAACAGCACCUCUAAAAGAAAGAGGGGUUUUUUUGGGGGGGGGGGAGAAGAAACGUGACACAUUAAGAUGUUUACGUUUUAUUUAAAGCAUUCUGUAAUAUUCUUCGUCUGUAACGGAAUCCUGUAAUUGCGUUUUGGAAACUGUAUGUCAGUGCUAAUUAAUGCAUGUCCCUGGUCCAUUACUUCGAAUUUGUAAUGCUUAUUUACAACGCAGGCAACGUGGGUUUCACUUACAAGGAAGUCCCAUUAGGUUUAAUGGGACAAUCACUAGUGCUUACAGCCAAGAAGUUGCUACUGUGCAUGUUUACUCACAAAUAAAUCCUACCAGUGUGGGGACUGCCACAUUAAUCUGAAGCUGGUGCUCAGGACUGAAACUCUAUUAUGAUGCCACUAAGUCACAUCUUAACCUUUUUGGGGGGGCGGGGGCAGGGAGGAAGUAAAAAUAUAUCACGAAUUUUGUAUCAGCAUGCAAUGGAGAAUACCCAGAGUGCAGUUAGAGGUCUCAGACCACCAGUUUACAGUCCUUUGAUUCCAUUUAAAGCAGAGUUUCCCAAACGUGGGUUUCUCCAGCUGUUUUUGGACUACAAUUCCCAUCAUCCCUGACCACUGGUCCUGCUACCUAGGGAUGAUGGGAUUUGUACUCCAAAAACAGCUGGAGACCCAAGAUUGGAAAACCCUGAUUUAAAUCAACUUUAAUGAGACGGCACCUGUUUUGAAAACUCUGUAAAAAAACAAAGUUUGAAGAUCCAGUAUUAUCAUCUAUACUGUUGUUGUUUUUUACACACACAGGAUAUGAACCUGAUCGAUAUUCUCUGGAGGCAAGAUAUAGAUCUUGGAGCAAGGCGUGAAGUUUUUGAUUUUAGCCAAAGACAGAAGGAAUAUGAGUAUGAAAAACAGAAGAAGCUUGAGAGGGAGAGACAAGAGCAGCUUCAGAAAGAGCAAGAAAAAGCCUUCCUAGAUCAGCUGCAGCUGGAUGAGGAAACAGGAGAAUUUGUUCCUAUUCAGCCUGCUCAAGCCAUUGAAUCAGGAAAUACCAUCACAUCCAAUAAUUAUUCACAGGUAAAAAAACCUCCCCAACUUCCUGUCAUGUGAUCUACAUUUUGCCCCCCCCCUUUCCUAAAGAAUGUUACUGCAUGUCUCCAGAGCAACUAUUUGAACAGCAGGGGAUUGAUAUAAUUUGUGAGACUAUGGUUAUAUACAAACUUAUUCAGGAAGUAAGGAAUCCCAUUUUGUUUUUAUCAUAGUGCUACGGUUUCCAUUUAUUGCUCCAUGGGUUCUCUUGAAACUUCUGAUGAAAUUCCAGAAAGUACAGAUGCCUAUAUAUUUUCUGAUUGCUAUCUGUCCAGCAUAGAACUUGUAUAGCCAGUCUUUCAAUAGUCUUCUUAGAUUACAUUGUCCUUUAUUCUAAUCCUCCCGCAAGCACACCCAGGAGAUAUUAAUGAUUGCAACCAGCGAGUUUGUUUCUUUAAUUAUCUUGUUGCAUUGUGGUGUGCUUUUUUGUGCUUUUUUAUUUCAAAAUAAAAUUCCAUGGAGAUAUCGCUCUCUCUCUCUAAAGCUAUAAAGAAACAGGUUGUCUGAACAUAGUAGAAGUAUUACAUAUUUGCUAUUUUUUAUCUUCAAUCUACAGAGCGUUCACGUCUCCAAACAAGAUGCAGAUGAGCUGUUCUUUGAUGACUGCAUGCAGCUUUUGGCAGAAACUUUCUUGUUUGCCGAUGACCAGGUAAAUCUCCCAAGUCUGAUGUUUUUAAUCUGGCCUCUCCUUUACAAGAAUUAAAAUCCCUUUUCUGUCUCUUUAUCGGGUGCUGGGAUAGCUCAGAUGGUGGAGCACGAGACUCUUAAUCUCAGGGUUGUAGCUUCAGCCCCCACCCUGGGGGAAAUGGUUCCUGCAUUGCAGGGGAUUUGGGACUAGGUGAUCCUUGAGGGAGCUUCCACCUCUAAAAUUCUGUGAUUGCAGUGUCCUGACUAAUGGCAUGCAUUAUGCAACAAACACAUUUGAAUGUACAGAUUGUCAUACCAACAUACUGCUUUGGAGGUACACGUCCAGGUUGGCCUAGGCAAAUUGUGGUCUGAAACCCUGGAAAGCUGCUGCAAGCCUGUGUAGACAAUACUGUGCUAGAUGGACUUGCUAUAAAGCAGCUGACUAUGUCCCUACUCUCCUGCCAACCUAGCAGUUCGAAAGCAGUUUGAAAGCAAGUAGAUAAAUAGGUACCGCUCCAGCGGGAAGGUAAACGGUGUUUCCGUGUGCUGCUCCCGUUUGCCAGAAGCGGCUUAUUCAUGCUGGCUACAUGACCCGGAAGCUGCAUGCUGGCUCCCUCGGCCAAUAAAGCGAGAUGAGCGCAGCAACCCCAGAGUCGGUCAUGACUGGACCUAAUGGUCAGGGGUCCCUUUACCUUUACUUUAUGUCCCUACUACGAAAUACCUCUUUCAUUGCCAACAGCCAACCCAAGAACCAGCGGGUUUCAAGCAUAACUGACCAAAAAAUAAAUAAAUCUGUUGCCUGGUAUUCCAGGUUCCCUCUGCUGAAUUUCUGCCAGCGGCACCUUCUGAGAUGGACAGCAACCAGGUCUUUGUUGAAUCUGAUCGGAUGAUCCCACUUGAUCCGGCUCUCCUUCAGUCUACCAUUCCAGAGUCAACAGCGGUAGAUGCUGAGACCACACAAGACAUAGAACAAGUUUGGGAAGAACUGCUGUCUAUUCCAGAGCUGCAGGUAACAGCAGCAGUCAGCACUUGAACGAAAUACUAAAUAAUCAAAUUUAUUAUUACUAUUAAAUAACACUUCAAUAAGUAGCCAGAUACUGGGGGCAAAUAUUUACAGUGGUACCUCGGGUUAAGUACUUAAUUCGUUCUGGAGGUCCGUUCUUAACCUGAAACACCACUUUAGCUAAUGGGGCCUCCCGCUGCCGCCACGCCACUGAAGCACGAUUUCUGUUCUCAUCCUGAAGCAAAGUUCUUAACCUGAAGCACUAUUUCUGGGUUAGCAGAGUCUGUAACCUGAAGUGUAUGUAACCCGAGGUACCACUGUAUACUAAAAAAGGCCACACUUUUGACAUUUUUGCCCUUGGACGGUGGGUCCUCCUGUCGUCUUGCAACUACUAUAUACAGUGGUACCUCAGGUUACAGACGCUUCAGGUUACACACUCUGCUAACCCAGAAAUAGUGCUUCAGGUUAAGAACUUUGCUUCAGGAUGGGAACAGAAAUCGCACGGUAGUGGCGCAGUGGCAGCGGGAGGCCCCAUUAGCUAAAGUGGUGCUUCAGGUUAAGAAUGGACCUCCUGAACGAAUUAAGUACUUAACCUGAGGUACCACUGUAUUUACAAAAUCUUAGGUUUAUGAGGUUGAAGGUAGCAGCUUGAAAGGUUCAAUUACGUUUACUCAUCAAUCAGUAUUUUUUAGAACAUGAAAAGCAAAAUGUUUGCCCGUAUUGGCAGUUUCCCUUUCAGUCCAAACCUUUGCAUGCUUUUUAUUCAAAAGCAACGCCUGCUCUGCUCGAGACAUUUGUGUUGAGUUUCUAGCCUUACAAUACAAAUCUUGAGUCUCAGGGCUGGCACCGGGCUUGGGGUGGGGUCUUUUCUCGGUAUGCUGGUGCCCCCAACCCAACUAACCAGGACCAAGUAGUACUUCUGGCAGGCCUCCGAAACAUGCUUCCGUGGGGCUGCGCUACUUUUUUUGAAUUGUGCCUAGGCUUGACUCUGAUCCAUUCUAGCAGGCCACCAUCUUGUGUUACCCAAAAUGCAAUGCCCUGGCCAACAGAUCUAAAUUUUAUAGCUCAACGGGCUGGUGUCCUACAUAUUGUGUAACCAAGAUGGUGGGCAGCCGCUGCCUGAUGGAAAACUGGUGAUUGAUAAAAGCAGCACUGCUGCCCAUUGCUGAAAAGCACCUGGGAGCUUGGCAGGGAGAACUGUGAAUAGUGGCAUGGCUGGGUCUUCAAAGCACCUGGCUUAAGAUAGCUGUCAACGUUUCCCUUUUUUAAAGGGAAAUUCCCUUAUUCCAAAUAGGAUUCCUCGCAAGAAAAGGGAAAAGUUGACAGCUGUGUUGUUGACUGGAGGUGCCGGGCCUAGUGAGUUCAUGUAAAUUUAGUUCCACUGAGCUUGGGGCUUACUCUCACCUAGUAAGGCUUGCUUUACUGGUUUUCCUAGGGUCUGUACAGCAAGGAGGGAAAUAGCAUUUGUUUUUCACUUCCAAGAAGCUGAACAGAAACCCCAGUUCAAUAUGUAGCACUUUUCUCUACGGAACAUGCAAUUUGCACAAUGAAUGGAGUAAUUAGCAUUUCUACCAAGGUAUAGCUACGCUUCUGUUUCCAUUUACCUCUUUGGAUAAACAGCUGAAGACUUCUCUGAAGCCCUUUCUCAGCUUUAUCCAGCCCAUGGAAUGUUAAGACAGUAGACAUGGAAGAGAAAGCAUGCAGCUUUUAAAAAACUGUGUGUGUACUCCAAAGCAACAGUGACUUCCACAACUACCAAGGAAAUUAAAGCAACUUUUUUAAAGGUGGGGGCAGGAAUGUAAAUAGCACAGAGGCUGGGGGAUUAUUGCUGCCCAGCAGGUCUUUUAACUGUCCAAGACACAUGAACAGUUAUAUUUCAUAGGUAUCCCAUGCACGGUAGCUUGGGGGGGGGGGGGAUUGCAGCAUUUUACCGAAGGCAAAAAACUUAGUGUGAAUGCCAGGAAGAUGCAAAUUCCUAAUACAGAAGUGUUUACUUGAGGGAAGAUUGCCUGCAACAAUUUAUUUGUCGGACUCAUCAGAUAUAAGUGCGUCCAAACCAGCCAAGGGACUAGGCACAUCCUCCCCCUUUCUUUGUAGAACGCAACUUCUGUAUAGUGAAAGGCAACAGGUGACUGAAAAAGCAAAAUGCUGCAUGCUAUAGUUUCCAAAGUCUCAGGUGCCCCUCCCUUUCCCCUUAUCCCAAUUAUUCACAUCGUAGAAGUUUACACAGGCUAAAAGGGAGUGUUUGCAGUUGCCUCCAUUUCUCCCCUAAUUCCUGUUUUGUAUUGCCAGCUCUUCUGGCCCCGUUUGGUAUACAGAAGCAAUAGAAAAAAGGGACGACAGCCAAAUGUAUCACUUCCAAAGCACAAGAAAUGCAUCGACUGGCUUCACACGGUAAAACUUCACCAUGUGUAUAUAUCAUUGCUGAACUUCUCUCUCCUAUUUCCUUAUAGUGCCUUAACAUUCAGAAUGAUAACCUGGUUGAAGUAACCCCAAAUGCAUGCUUGGAAAACGCAUCAGCAGAGGCCGAUAUGAACUUUAGCUUUUACGAUUCAUUACCUGCUAUGGAGAAAGAAGUUGCUAACUGCAGUCCAGAGUACCUGAGCCCUCUGGAAGCUUCCUUUUCUAGCCUGCUACUGCCGGAAGAUCUUAGCCAAAACAACACAUCAUGCACAAGCACUGAUUUUUCUGAGGAUUUCUACUCUUCCUUUGUUGGUGUGAAUAUGAACACGUCUCCCCCACCGCCAAAUUUUGUGGACCAGGCAAUUGCUGGCUUUUUAAACGAACCUAUCGAUCUUUCAGAGUUUGCUCAGUGCAAAGCUUUUAACCGUGACCUUUCAGGAAAUGCCCCAGAAUGCAAUGAUUCCGAUUCUGGCAUUUCGCUGAAUGCGAGUCCCAGCACAACAUCUCCCACUCAUUCUGUUGGGUCAUCUUCCAUCUCUAGAGAUACAGGAUUUGGAUACAGUGAUUCUGAAAUGGAAGAGAUGGAUAGUGCUCCUGGAAGCGUGCCACAGAGCAAUGCUAAAAUGCAUUCAUUUCAGUUCUAUGCUCCGCUGUCUCCAUCCCCAGGACAGGGUGUCUCAAAUCCUGAAUUGCAGUUCACAAGCGUACCCAAAAAAGAAUUGCCUGAAAACCCUGGUCAUGCUGAAGCUCCGUUUGUGAAGGACAAGUCCUCCAGCCAACUUGAUGCUCAUUUCAGCAGAGAUGAGCUUAGGGCAAAGGCUCUGUGUAUCCCUUUCCCCGUUGAAAAAAUAAUCAAUCUCCCUGUGGAUGACUUCAACGAAAUGAUGUCCAAGGAGCAGUUCAAUGAGGCACAGCUGACUCUGAUUCGUGACAUACGAAGGCGAGGCAAGAACAAAGUGGCUGCUCAGAACUGCCGCAAAAGGAAACUGGAAAACAUAACCGAGCUGGAGCAUGACUUAGGUUAUCUCAAGGAUGAGAAAGAGAAGCUCCUCAAAGAGAAAGCAGAAAACGACAAGAGUUUGCAACUGCUGAAAAAGCAGCUGAGCACCCUGUACGUCGAAGUCUUCCGCAUGCUUCGGGAUGAAGAUGGCAAGCCUUAUUCACUUAAUGAUUACUCACUGCAGCAAACAAGAGAUGGCACCAUCUUUCUUAUUCCUAAGAGCAAGAAGCCAGAGACUAAAAUAUGAAGAUCAGGGAGACUAAUGUUCUCUCAACAACUAUUUUUUCAAUUUGUAUUUUCUACUCCUAGGACUUCCUAGGAUGCAAAAUAUUUCCUUUCCUCCCCAAGUGACUUUACACAAAUGUCUCUUUAGAGUAAACUAUAUGAAUACACUUAAAAUCGGUGUAAGGCAAAUGUAUGCACAAUGGGUAGUACUUUUAUAAGACACUAGUUCCUUUUUUAUAUAGUAGCAACUCAACUAGUUCCUGUUCUAGUGUAAAUAUUUCAAAAUUUCUUAUUUAUAUACUGUUCCUAUAAUUUGUUUUACCUAACUGUAUAUCAAGGGUGAUUUAAGACUUUUAAUCCUAAUUACUUACAAGACCAAUCUUGUUUUCAUGAAUAUUGUUUGAUAAAAUAUCAAUGAAAUGUUUGCAGUUCCUUGAAAAUUUUUACUUGCUUUGCUUUAAUAUGAGAUUGAAUGUAGUGUUAGUAAACACACAUACUAAAGGAGUAUUGUUAGGGCUCAGCCCAGCCAAAAUAACUGAACACUCAUUAUAAGAAUUAAAACUGUUCUUUCAUUGAAAGGAAUGGAGUAUCAAUAUGCUUAAUUUGGGGCUGAAUUGUGUCCUUAAAGCUGAAAUUUUGCUUUGCAUACAAAUGUAUGCUCCAAGUAAUGCUAAUUUUUAGAUUUUGUACAUUAAAAAAUAAACAGCAUAUACUCUUG